AUGGGUACGAAGAAGUACGAAAUCGCGGCCCAAUCUCCAAAAGAUGGAGAUGAAGAAGAAGUCGAAAAGAAGCUGGAAGAAGUCGGAACCGUCCAGAUCCCGGAUGGUGGCUAUGGCUGGGUGAUAGUUGCCGCCUCUUUUCUGGCGAAUGUGGUAGUUGACGGAGUAAUCUUCACAGCCCCAGCUUCGUGUACUCCUCUUCUCAAGGGUGCCUUUCUAUCAUCUGAUUCUCGUGUCUCGCUUGCCCAUUCGUUGAUGCAGGGAGGAUAUUUGCUGUCAGGCCCCCUCGCUUCGGCCCUUUCCAUCCGCUACGGUUGCCGUUUCGUGACAAUCGUUGGGGCGUGUGUGGCCGCCUUUGGAUUCGUUGCCUCGACAUUCGCCGAUCGGAUCGAGAUCAUCUACGUGACCUAUGGAAUUAUUGGAGGCGUCGGAUUCGGGUUGAUGUAUCUGCCGGCUAUCGUCGUCAUUUCCCAGUAUUUCUCGCAAAAACGUGCUUUUGCUACAGGAUUGGCCGUUUGUGGAUCUGGGAUUGGGACUUCAUUGUUUGCUAAUCUGAACUCGCUCGUGCUCCAAUACACGGAUAACAACUGGCGUUAUUUCUUCUUCUACCUGGCAGGAUGUUCAUUGAUUGGAAUCAUCUCGGGCCUCCUAUAUCGUCCCCUCCAACCAACUGAUGCUCAAGUCGAACAGGCUGCUGCUAUUGUCGAGAAGUAUGAAAAGACUAAGCAAAUCGAACAUUUGGAAGGUGACAAGGCCAACCCUGAGCAUCCAUUCCUCGCCAAAAUGGAGCAAGAGGCUGAGCAUCAGGGAGGCGACAAGGUGUGGUCGGAGCACGAGAAGGCCAAGGAGGUGGCUCGGGAAGUGCUGCAGGAGGUGAACAAUCCAUUGGCCAAGUCGGACGCCUUCUAUCCGGGCAGUACAUCAUCACUCAAUCAGAGGGAGAGGACUGCUUCUGCUUCUGCCGUCGACAAAGAGGCAUUCCUUCGUGAUACACGUCGAUCUCAACUCAGCAUCGCCUCGCCAAAGACAGGAACAUUCACUGCUGUUAAGGAGUUCCUGAAGGGAAUGGUUGAUAUGGAACAGAUGCGCCGUCCGUCAUUCCUUCUGCUGGCCCUCUCCGGAUUCUUGACAAUGACAUGUUUCUAUGUCCCAUUUGCAUUCCUUGGAAAACACGUCGAUCGCGUCGAGGCCCAUUCGAACGAGACAUAUACGGUACUACAGAAGGAUAUGCCCAUUACUGUCCUUGGCUUUGUCAACAUUGGCUUCAGGAUUUUGUGCGGGCGUAUCUCUGACAGUCCGGAUAUCGAUUCGUCCCUUGUCUCAGCCAUUGCAUUAAUGGGUGCUGGUUCAAUCAUGGUUGCCGUCCCGCUCUUCUCUCAUUAUUGGAAUUUCAUCGCCUUCACCGUGCCGUUCGCCUUCGGAAUUGCCUGUUUUGCCGCCCUCCGCUCGGUGAUGUGCGUGGAUUUGUGGGGCACUCAGAAGUUGUCUUCCUCCUUCGGCACCCUGAUGUUGUUCAUGGGCUUCGGCGCACUUCUCGGCUCGCCAUGUGCUGCGAUCAUCAAGGAUUUCUCGGGCAAUUUCGACCUGAGCUUCUACGUCAUGGGAUCGCUGAUGGUGCUUUCUGGUCUCGUGUGCGUUCCGCUGAAGCGUAUCCGCGCCUGGGAGAUCGAGAGGGAGACCCGCACGGCUCCCGUGGAAUUGCAGCCACUCAGGGCA
This is a messenger RNA of Mesorhabditis spiculigera, 1716 nucleotides long. NCBI's taxonomy places the organism in Eukaryota, Metazoa, Nematoda, Chromadorea, Rhabditida, Rhabditidae. The record is from the annotation of a GenBank genome assembly.